CCUUCCUGGGGACUUGUGAUAAGGAAAGCAUCUCACUGAAAAUAUUGUGAUCCAGUGGAAAGAGUUUGGGAUUGGGCUGAAGAAGAUUUGGAUUUGAAUCUCACCCCUGAACCACUUCAGAUAGCAGCCUGACACUAGAGAUUAAGAAGGCAAAGAUUUGAAGAGCAAGAAAUUUGAUCAGCAAUUGCCUGGCAAUCUGUCACAUUCAGAGGUUGCUUAGAGGAUUGAGGAAAAGUGACCUUCUCAGGAUUUCACAGCAGAAGCCAAAUUUGAAUCUUGUUUUUCUGCCUCCGAGGUCAACUUCCUGCUCAUUAGGGUCUCCUGCUUUUAAGAUAUGGGCCUGUUAUUAUGUAUGAAGCAUGUAUGAACCCAUUUUACAGGGAGAAUGAUCUUCAGACUGGGAAGGAAAGAAAAAUAAAUGGAUGAUCCAAAUGACAGGAACCUAAGGAAACUGCACAUAGGUCUGCUUUGGCAGGGCAGAUAAAUAAACUCCUCAAUGUGCUUUGAAUGAUUGCAUGAUAUGCAAAUGAGAUGAAAUAAGGCAAUACAGCUGCAGUCCCACCACCCAGAAGCAUCACUCAUCGCCCGGCUGCUGAGGAGUGCCUGCCCAGCCAAAAGAAUGGAUCAGAACGAGACUUGCAACAAAUGGCUGGGGAUAGAGGAUGCCCUAGAGAAAUACUUUCUUCCUACCAUCUAUUCCAUUGAGUUUGUCAUUGGCAUCCUUGGGAACGUGGCUGUUGUUUUGGGCUAUCUUUUCUGCCUAAAAAACUGGAAGAGUGGCAAUAUUUACCUCUUCAAUCUUUCCCUUUCUGACCUCACCCUCCUCUGCACACUCCCCAUUUUGGUUAGACAGUAUGCCAUUGGGGAAGGGGCAUAUAUCCUGUGCAUAAGUAACAGGUACUUGCUCCAUGCCAACUUAUACACAAGCAUCCUUUUCCUUACAUUUAUCAGUAUUGACCGGUACCUGCUGAUGAAAUAUCCCUUCCGGGAACAUUUCUUACAAAAGAAAGAAGUUUCGGCCUUGAUCUCUGUGGCCAUCUGGAUCUGGGUGACCCUUGAGCUUCUACCAAUCCUCUUUUUCCUUGACCCAAACGACAGCACCACCUGUAAUGAUUAUGCGAGUUCUGGAGAUCCCAAACUGAACCUUAUCUACAGCGUGUGUCUGACCUUCCUAGGGUUCCUCAUUCCACUCUUUGUCAUGUGCUUCUUUUACCUGAAAAUUGUGCUUUUUCUGAAGGAGAGAAGCAGACAACUUAGCACUUCUCUCCCCCUUGAGAAGCCUCUCAACUUGGUCAUCAUGGCAGUGGUGAUAUUUUCAGUUCUCUUUACCCCCUACCACAUCAUGCGAAACGUGAGGAUAGCAUCCCGCCUGGAGGUCUGGGAGCCGACCAGAUGCGGAAAGAUCAUCAUCAAGUCAUUCUACAUUAUGACCCGGCCCUUGGCAUUUCUAAACAGUGUGAUCAACCCUCUCUUCUAUUUCCUGAUGGGGGAUCACUUCCGGGAGAUGAUGAUCAAUCAAGUGAGGAUCAUCUUCAAAUUCAUUAGAAGGUGACCCUGCUGGCCUUCUGGGGCCAUCCUUCAAAGACAAAGGGGUUCCACUUUCUUCAGGAGGGCACGUUCUUGUUUCUCUGAUAGGUCCCAUGGAUGGUUGACUUGUUUGUUGACUCCAAGUGGGUUUUAGCUCUGUUCCCUGAAACACGGAUCGACUAACCUUAUGUCUCUCUGAAAUGCGCGCCUAUCUUUUUAAUACCAACAGACCUGUGGAAAUGUUACAGAUGUGAGUCAAGGAACUCUUGUCUCUGAAGAAAUGAAAUUGCAGAUCUCCAAUAGGGUAAUGGAAAGUUACAUGGUAGAGGAGAGCUGGCUGCAACAUCAUAUACUCUAGGAAUGAGGAAAGAAGAGGGCUAUAUGAAUGUCAUCAUAGUGAUGGAAAAAGACAAUGGGUUGUUCCUGUGAUGAGAGAAAGAGAUAGGUGGCCCAUGGCCUUGACCAUGGGCCCUACCUCUCCAACACACUGGGUCCCAUCUCUCUAGCAAACUGAUGGGAACAACAUAGACAAUGCAGUCAAAUCUCCAUCACUAGAGGGAAUGACCAUGUUAGGAGGAACACUUGGUCUAAUGAGAAGAAAUUAAAGAGUGGACCGGUGGAACUAUGUGCUGUUUAGGUUGUAAUCUCUUGUUAUUGUCAAAAGAAUGAGUGUGGACAAAAUCACUCUUCCUUCUCCAUGAGGAAAUUGGCCAGUAGAGAAGAGGCACGUGAAGGAAUGCUGACAAAUUGAAGGAGUACAGUACUAGGGAAGGGAGAGAAGGUUCUUGCCCUCCUUCAAAAUCCUUUUCUAUUUCUUUGCAUACAUAUGGUAUUUCCUGCUGGAGAGUAAGCCCCCUGAGAACAAGUUGUUUCUUUUUUGCCUUUGUUUACUCAGUACUUAUCAUGGGGAUGGAAAUCAAAGCUUAAAACUCUACUAUAACUCUGAGACAUUCAGUGUAGUAGUAGGUGGUCAAUAAAUGUUAAUUCCAGGGAUAUGCAAUAUGGCAUACAUAUUAAAUAUAAUAUGGGUGGAUGGGAGAGGGGACAAAGGGACAAUCUGGAAGAAGCAGCCACCACAUAGUGCAGACCUUCUCCCUGGAGCAUUGCAGGAAGCUUCUCACCAUUUCCCAGUCCCAAAUCUCUGCCCACUCCAGUCCAUUCCCUACUCGGCUCCUGAAAUGAUUCUUCUAACUAACCAUCUCAUACUCCCUACUCAAAAACUCCAAUGGCUCCCUGUUACUUCCAUGACUAAAUAUGAAAUUCUCUGAUUUCCAAAACCCUUCAGAAUCUGGCCUUCCCUAUCUUCUUCCCUUCCAUGCCUUCUAGGAUCCAGUGACUUCCUUUAGUUCCUUGAACAUAGCACUCAACUUAUUCAUUGCCUGGCUUUCCCCACUGGCUGAAAUGUUCCCCCUCCUCACCUCUGUCUCCUGACUUCCCUGGAUUCCUUUAAGAUUUGGUUCAAAAUCCACUUUCUGGAAAAGGUCACACAAUGAGAGUCUUCUCUCUGAGCCUCCCAUUUAUUGUGUCCAUGGUGAUUAUAUAUUAUCUCUUUCAUUAGAAUGUGAGCUCCCUGAGAGCAGGGAUCAUGUUUUUGCCUUAAUUUGUACCCCUAGCCCAUGACAUAGUGCUUGGAACAUAGCACUUAAUAAAUGCUUGUUUUCUUGCU
Messenger RNA from Sarcophilus harrisii (Tasmanian devil), 3193 nucleotides. It is a transcript of the gene SUCNR1, whose product is annotated as succinate receptor 1. The record is from RefSeq and is a predicted model, not a curated record. NCBI's taxonomy places the organism in Eukaryota, Metazoa, Chordata, Mammalia, Dasyuromorphia, Dasyuridae. The coding region runs from base 620 to 1552 and encodes 310 amino acids. Gene Ontology annotation, biological process: G protein-coupled receptor signaling pathway. The transcript is spliced from 6 exons. Gene Ontology annotation, molecular function: G protein-coupled receptor activity. Gene Ontology annotation, cellular component: plasma membrane.